UCUUUCUUCCCGCUGCAGCCGAACAAAAAAAAGGGGGGAACCCGGCACCAGCUUUGAGAAACCGAUGAGAUAAGCUUGGUUUUGGCCUUCUUCUCUUGUUCUAGAACACCUUUAGAACCCAGAAAUUUCCCCCACCCCUCUGCAGUUUCCGGAUCUGCUCUGCUUGCCCGUCCGUUGCUGCUUCUAGGCCCGAAAUUCUGGGCAUUUUUCUGCUCGUGAGCUUCCCCCUGCAAAUUCCCGCCGGCCUCUUCCCCCUGCAAGGUCCGGUUCUGCAGUUGGAAUUCUGGUUUUCGAUCGUUCUGUCAGUUAGCACUGAGAUUGAGUGCUCGGUUUUAUGUGAGUGAGGUAAGUAAAUUUAUGGUAAUGUCCGUAUAGUUUUUAAAAGCAUGUUUUGAUUUGUUUUUGAAGUGGUGGCGAGACUAAACCCGUUUUACACGAGCAUGACUGAUUUGAAGUGAAAUGUUUAUGUUUUUCAUUAAAUUGAGCAUGCCUACUUGAAAGUUUAAUUGGUUGUCCUGAUGAUCUGAAAGUUAUUAGUGAAUUGUGAUUUUUCUGUUAACUUCAGCCUGUUUUGUCUCCGAUGUGGUCAUGUUAUUAGUGACCCAGCUAGUGGGGGAGGUUAUAAACGCUAGCACAUGUUGACAUGUUAGUGAUAGAGCCGGUUCAUUCAGUGGCCCUGCUAGUGGGGAUUAUACACUAGUAAAUCGUGUGCCCGCCAGUGGGAGGUUUAUAAACGCUGGCCAUGACCUAUAGAGGAGACGUCUAUUUCGUUUCCGUACCCGUAUCGGUUUUUCGUGAUUGUACUUGUUGGCAUGCUUUAAGUUUAAUAAGGGCACUCCAUAUUUACUUACUGAGUUUAUCUCAUAGUUUUCCUUGUCCACCAUUUCAGGAAGUGAAACCGAGGACGGGGAAACCACGAGAAGUGACGAGUUAGAAGGCUAGCCAUAUUGUAAUUGGAUAUAAAUUUUAGAUAUGAAUAAUGAUCUUGUAUUUGGAGAUUUUUAUGAUAUCAAAGUAAAUUUUAAAGAUUUGAUCUUCAGAUUUUGAUGGUAUCAGAUUGUGGUGUGAUAAGUUCCGAGCCUUGUGCAUUUGUGGGACCCGUCUCACGAGUGCACGGCGUCUGUUGCGUCUCGAAAUUGGGUUUUGGGGCGUGACACCAUUGUUGGUCUGAAUAAGUUUUCUAGACCAAC
Rubroshorea leprosula is the source of this 1190-nucleotide messenger RNA. The record is from the annotation of a GenBank genome assembly. NCBI's taxonomy places the organism in Eukaryota, Viridiplantae, Streptophyta, Magnoliopsida, Malvales, Dipterocarpaceae.